Messenger RNA from Cokeromyces recurvatus, 931 nucleotides. RefSeq names its product cyclin-domain-containing protein. The record is from RefSeq and is a predicted model, not a curated record. Gene Ontology annotation, biological process: regulation of cyclin-dependent protein serine/threonine kinase activity. Lineage: Eukaryota; Fungi; Mucoromycota; Mucoromycetes; Mucorales; Mucoraceae. The transcript has 2 exons. Bases 44 to 895 code for a protein of 283 amino acids. Gene Ontology annotation, cellular component: cyclin-dependent protein kinase holoenzyme complex; nucleus. Gene Ontology annotation, molecular function: protein kinase binding; cyclin-dependent protein serine/threonine kinase regulator activity.
AUUGCAGCAGCAUUAUUUCUUCUUCUUUUCUAUUAUUCAUGUUAUGUCCUUUAAUAAUAAAGAAGAAGAAGAAGAAGACGAACGACGACAACAAGAGAUGGUGAUGAAUAUUGCACAGUUUCCUAUUCAAGCAUUAAUAAGAAUAGUUGCUAGUUUAGUUGAGUCGAUGAUAGAAGCUAAUCAAGAUAUAAAAGAUACCCAAAUCACCUAUUUUCAUUCAAGAACGAUACCCACUAUUUCAAUUUUAUCCUAUCUUGAUCGAAUCUACAAAUUUACACCUUUCACAAAUGAAGUGUUAUUAUCUACACUUAUUUAUUUUGACCGUAUAUCCAAUGGGAUUACGAUUAACUCAUAUAAUAUACAUCGAUUACUUGUUACAAGUAUUACUGUUGCUUCUAAAUGUACUUCGGAUAUUUACUAUACAAAUAGUAGAUAUGCUAAAGUAGGGGGACUGUCUCUUUAUGAGUUAAAUCAAUUAGAAUUAGAAUUGCUCUUUUUAAUUGAUUUUCAAUUACAUAUCAACCUGGAAACUCUUCAACUCUAUGCAAAUCAAUUAUUAUCACAUGCAACUAGUGUGAUGUCUAUUGAUCCUAUUGUUAAUCAUUCUAAACAUAACAUUCUAUAUCAACAUGCAACGAAUACGCUUAUAUCCUCGGCCAAUCACAAUCAUGUUGAUUUACCAUUAACGCCUCCUUAUCAUCCAUCUAUUACAGAAAAGGGUAAAACAACAACAACAUCAUCAUUACUUUUCUGUAAUAAUAAACAUUUGAUGGUAAAGAAGAAGAACAAGAAUCAAGUCUAUUCAAUUCAUCAAAGGACUACGACUACUGCAAAGAAGAAAAGGCAAUUAUUGCUAUUACAACAAUCAGGCUUAAUUUCUCCUAAAGAACUGUAACUGUAACUGUAACUGUAACUGUAACUGUAACUGUAA